AUAAUUGUCCCCAUAUUUUACUUUAAUGAUUAAAGGAUACCUUUGCUAAUACGUGCAUUCUAUUCGUUUAAACUUUAAUAGAGUGUUGAAGUUAUAGUACAUGAUAUUUAAUAUUCGAGGCAAUCAUCAGAUUUUUGAUACGUUGAAAUAUCUGCACGGAAUUCAAAUCAGUGGCCUUCAUUAUCCGAAUCCACGAAAAAUGUUGGAAAAUUCGGGGAAAUUGUUACCGUUUCUAUUCUUGAUCGUUUUCCAAUCGGUAAAUGGGCCGGAUUCCAAUCAGUGGUCAUACUUGAGUACAACUACUUCAUCAAGUGACGCAUUCUUGUCUAACAGAAAACUAGAUGAAAAAUUCGAAAAAGAGCCAAAUAAGUAUUGGUCGGUUAGCAAAGCACGAGAAGUUAUAAUAAAACAAGAUCCGGAAUGCGGAUACCCGCUGGAAGAAAUUAUAAAGGCUGGAUCUUACGACUUUGAAGAUGAUACUUACAAGACUACUGGUGAAAUAAAAAUUGAAUAUAAAUGGAGAGAAAAUUUUGAUGAUUUCGGUUACUGUUCGUGCCUAGCAGCGAAUGAUUUACGUGUAGUCAUCAAAGAGUUGGCUAAGACACUCGAAUAUGGAAAUUGGUCAGUAGUUGCUAAUGUGGCAAAAAAAGAUCCCGACUUUGAAAAGAAAAUCAAAAAGUAUAUGAAUCGUGCAGAGGUCUUCAUCAAUCUGGUAAUUGAAUUUGUCAAAAAAACGAUACCAUUUAACGAGAAAACCAACCAGUAUGAAAUGGCGAACGAGUGGAAAAACAACUGGAAGAAUUGGUAUCAAUUAUCAAUCACGUUUCCUAGCUUAUUGGCUCAUUAUAUGAUGAUUCCUUAUCAAUUUCGUGAAAUACCAUCUGGAAAAAUUACAACGAACAUAUUGAAAAUCAUUUCAACACCAUUUAAAAGUUUAUCAUAUUAUGGUGAUGAUGGUUUAUAUGAAGUAGAUAAAUUUGGACCAUGGCUCAUAGCUCAGAUCUAUAAUUUGGGUUGUGAUGAAACGAUCUAUAAGAAAAACAUAAUCGAUAGUGAAGCGUAUGGGAAAAUGAUAAAGGAGAUAGCAUUACCUUAUAGUGAGGUUCAUUUUGGUUUAGGACUUCAUCGUGAUGGAACAUACAUUUCUUACAAGAUGGCUCUUGGCUUUCGAUACAUGAAACUGAUGUGCUCGAGUAAUACCAUGUAUUACUCAUUUGACAAAAACUUGGCCAAUAAGCCUACACCAGCAGUGCACUGGAAGAGAGUCUCAUCACUUCUACUUCAUCCCAAUAUUAAUCGUGGUCCUCCAGGUAUACUGAGCCAUCGUGAUGAUUUCUACUCUGAUAGUGAUCCGGACGCACCAUUAGGUGGUAAAAUCAUGCCACUAGGUCGAAUUUUGCGCAUCAAUACACCUAAGUGCAGAUUUUUUGUACGAGGUGUGACAGGAGGUCUUGUAUUCUCUGAGGCAUAUUCCGAUUACAACUUAUAUUCCCAGUAUUGGGUCCAAUCCCGUAUACCUUACAGUGCCGAAUCCAAUAUUCAAAUUCCAGAUUUUAAAUACGCCUAUGGUUUGAUAUUUUCCACAAAUCACGACGAUUACAUUAACCUGAAAUCUGACUCCAGCACAUAUAAUAUUCAUCUUCCCACCGAAGAUUCGUGGAGCAUUGUUGGUAGUUUUGGUCUCACAGAGGAAACUCGGCAAGAUUUUCUGCUGCAAAAUUAUGAAAUACCAUACUAUGGAAAAUACCGUGUAUACGAGUACAUUCGUUACUCACAUCGUAAUAAAACAUACGUGGUCAUAGAUUUAGAAAUUGAUAACCGCAAAGGAGAUAAAGAAUUGGGUAUUCGGUACAGUUUGGUCGAUGUAGACCCUCAUAAACUCCAACAAACUAAACACGAACUGCAAGUUUUGAAAAUUCCAACGGGGAAAAUUGCGCGAUUGCAGCAUAUUGUCAACUUGGAGAAUUGUACAAUCAGGACGAUUCUGGAAGAAAACCUUCAGCGUAAUCCAAUGUGGCGAGAUUAUGAUGCUGGGAAGACAAUACUACCUUUGGAUGAAUUUGAGAACAGUGUUGAUAAAUGGACUUUGAAUACACAAAACAAUGAAGUGUCGUCGUCGGUAUCUGGUUUACGUUAUAUGUGCGCUGCUCCUCUGCCCAAUGAGAAGGAACGUGAGUCCAUUUGUGACGGUACAUUUGUCUUUGAUGCUGAGGAUAGAAACGCGUAUGUGUACAAGAAAUCAAAUAUUCUGAUAUUCUUUAAUUAACCAGUUUUAUUGGGUGUUUUUUAUUUUUCAUAUUUUAAUUAACCUUAUGCUUAUUGUCAGAGCUCAGUUCUAACUGAAUCUAUUAUUUGAAAAUUACUUAAUUUAUGUUAUAGAUAAUUUUUAUAAGCAAAAAAGGUUUGUAGAUAUCUCAAUAGGGGAAAAUUGAGGUAGAAAACUGAAAAUUAGUUACACUACCUGCUUAUUUGUUAGUCUCCAAAACAAUUGUUGGAGGUUUCAGGGGAGCAGAUUUUUGGAUUUUCCAGUUUUGCAAGAAUUACAAUAAAAAAGACCAAAAUGAAACUUAGUAGCGUAUAUACAAACUUGGAUACCUACUCCACAUUGAAACCCUUCGCAUCCGAUCGAUUUUAGGCAUAAUUCUUCGAAAAUUAUACAUAUCUCUGCGUUGAAAUCCAUGCUAGAUUUUUUUUCAAGAUCUAAGUAAAACAAUAUAUGUAUAGGUAUGUAAAAUCCCCUGGAGGUUCCAAAAUAACUACUAAGCAACUAAUCAAUUUUGAACUCUAUAAAUACACUUGAAGAGUGAUAUUCCAAAAUUCGCUUUGUCCAUUUUCACAACUUUUCAGGAGAGAGGAAAAACAGUUUCCCUUUAAACGGGUAAAUUGGAUUUUUAGGCGAGUUUAGCACUUUAUUUGGGUGGAUUUAUGAUGUAGGAGUGUAGGUAUACACUUCAUCCACUAAAUACUGCUGAAAAAAAUUUCAAUAAAAAUGGACAAAGCGCGUUUUGGAACAUUAUUUUUUUUUUUAAUUUUUAGUGAAUUGGCUAUUUAGGUGACUUUAACACCUCAUUUUGGUAGGUUGAUGAUGUAGGAAUGUGAGUUAAUACUUCAUCUACCAGGUACUGCUGAAAACCCAACUUCGACAAAAAUGGACAAAGCGAGUUUUGGAAUAUCACUCUUCAUUUUGAAUCGAAUUUCCAUUUUUUGAUUCAUUGAGAUCAUAGGUAAACGACGACUAUUUAUUCCUCAUCCCCCCAAAAAAUCACAAAAAAAGACACUGAAUUUGAACCGCCAAAACCAAUUUUCCAAAAAUCGUGUCCAAAUUGUGCAGAAGGGCCGCGAAGAUGACGUAUCCGAGUUUAUAGGUAUUGAAUUUUAUUUCAAUCCUUUCUUAUGUCAAUUUUCUCUCAACGGGAAAAAUCCAAAA
Planococcus citri (citrus mealybug) is the source of this 3427-nucleotide messenger RNA. RefSeq lists its product as uncharacterized. NCBI's taxonomy places the organism in Eukaryota, Metazoa, Arthropoda, Insecta, Hemiptera, Pseudococcidae. The record is from RefSeq and is a predicted model, not a curated record. The coding region runs from base 101 to 2266 and encodes 721 amino acids. The transcript has 2 exons.